AUGUCGCCUAAUCCGUCCACCCUUUCCAACUUCUGUCUUCCAGAACUGGAGGAUGCCUUCAAGGUUCAGCUUCCGCUCCUGGUGGCCAGGAAAAAGAAGCCUGGCAACUUUCGCAAGCAGAACUUUGACCACCUGGAGGUGAGCUUCACGAGGAGCAAUCGGGGCAACAACCUUCUGACCAUCGACGGCAAACCCUUCACCCUCAACCGCCGGAUCAAGGAUGUCUGCUACUGGGAAUGCGUCAAGUUGCGCUGCAAGUACAUCAAGUGCUCUGCACGCGUGGUGACCAAGUCCAACCGGAUCUCAGCCCUGCGCGGGCUCCACAAUCAUCCAUAAGUUACGAAUUACCUGUGCCAUCUCAUUAGUCGAAUAAAAAUGUUUCCGUUAAGCAAAUAGUCAUAUUCCGCCUCCCCUGCCGUUGUAGUUUCUCUAGAGUCCUCAAGCGAAUAACAGGUCUUCUGAUUAAUCUCUCUCAAUUCUUGCAGCCUGCUUCCAGUUGGUGGCUAACCGCCGCGGCGGUAAGAACCUGAUCUUUCAGGGGC
Drosophila gunungcola (fruit fly) is the source of this 542-nucleotide messenger RNA. RefSeq lists its product as uncharacterized. The coding region runs from base 1 to 336 and encodes 111 amino acids. The record is from RefSeq and is a predicted model, not a curated record. The transcript is spliced from 2 exons. Lineage: Eukaryota; Metazoa; Arthropoda; Insecta; Diptera; Drosophilidae.